Calypte anna (Anna's hummingbird) is the source of this 1252-nucleotide messenger RNA. RefSeq names its product serine dehydratase like (gene SDSL). Gene Ontology annotation, molecular function: threonine deaminase activity; pyridoxal phosphate binding; L-serine ammonia-lyase activity. The record is from RefSeq and is a predicted model, not a curated record. Lineage: Eukaryota; Metazoa; Chordata; Aves; Apodiformes; Trochilidae. Gene Ontology annotation, biological process: L-threonine catabolic process; L-serine catabolic process.
GCUCCGACGAACACGGGGACUUGGGGACACGGGCACGGCCUUUCCCAUGUCUCCUGUCCCUCCUUUUGUCCCUCCAAACUCUGCUGUGGCUGCAGGGUCUCCCGUGCCCUGCACCGAGCCCGGGGAGAGCGGUGGGGCUGCUGGGGGGUCCAGGCUGGAGCAGCCGGUGCCUUCACCUCUCCCCGCCAGAGAACCCACCUCCAAGGCCAUGGCCACCCAGCUGGGCAGGGGAGAGAAGCCCUUCCACAUCGUCUCGCCCCUCCUGGAAAGCCUGCCCUUGUCCAAGGUGGCGGGCACCAAGGUCUACAUGAAGCUGGAGAACGUUCAGCCCACCGGCUCCUUCAAGAUCCGGGGCAUCGGGCACCUUUGCCAGGAGGCUGCCAAGAAGGGCUAUCACCACUUCGUUUGCUCCUCAGGGGGCAACGCGGGGCUGGCAGCAGCAUAUGCAGCCAAGAAGCUGGGGCUGCCUGUCACCAUCGUGGUCCCCAGCACCACCAGCCAGACCACUGUGCACAAGCUGGAGGAGCUGGGGGCAGAGGUGGAGGUCUCUGGACAGGUGUGGGAUGAUGCCAACACGAGAGCUCUGGAGCUGGCCAAGACAGAGGGCUGGGUCAGCAUCCACCCCUUUGACCACCCCUUGGUGUGGCAGGGUCACUCCAGCCUGGUCCAGGAGCUGAAGGACUCUCUGGACACCAAACCCGAUGCCAUCCUGCUGGGUGGGGGGGGGGGGCUGCUGGCCGGCGUGGUGGCCGGGCUGCAGCAGGUGGGCUGGCAGGACAUCCCCAUCGUGGCCGCCGAGACCCGAGGGGCUCACAGCUUCCACGCAGCGCUGGCAGCCGGGCAGCUCAUCUCCCUGCCCGACAUCACCAGCGUGGCCAAGUGCCUGGGAGCCAAGAGAGUGGCAGCGAGAACGCUGGAGUGUGCCCAGGAGUGCCAGGUCAUCUCCCAGGUGGUGGAGGAUGCGGAGGCUGUGCGGGCUGUGGAGCUGUUCCUGGAUGAUGAGAGGAUGCUGGUGCAGCCGGCGUGCGGGGCCACCCUGGCCCUGCUCUACGAGGGGCGGCUGCAGCGGCUGCAGCGGGAGGGGCGGCUGCCCACCCCCCUGGGCUCCGUGGUGGUGGUGGUGUGCGGGGGCAGCAGCAUCCAGCUGGCCCAGCUGCAGGCCCUGAAGAGGCAAGUGGGGCUGGAGUGAUGCCCACCCCCGAGGAGAGGGGAGGUGACGGAGCCCAGCCAGCCCCCUCUGCUUGCUGUCCUU